AAGUUCACUUACCUUCUCUUUCUAUAGACCAUUACGUGACCGGGAGUCACGAGCAGCGGUCCUCGCGGUUCAGUUCGAUUUUGUCAGGAGUCGCGCAACCACUUUCUUCGCCGCGACGCCCUCCGUGGCGCAACCGGGUCCCUCGGCCUUUUUCACUUUUCCGACGAUGUAAUUUCUGGAUUCACUGUGUUCGUGUACAUUCGCUCCGCCCUCUCGUUUCUCGCUCUUUUUUUAUUUUUUUAUCGGAAAAAAAAAAUUAAAGAAUAAUUUGUGAACCUUGUGUGUGUACCUGUUUUUGCCAUCCUAAAGGAAUCAAAGGAGUGUUGACCAAAUUCGAUCAAGAUGAGGCCUUGCCUGGGCGCAAGUGCCCUGCUCCUGCUGUGUACAUACCUUGUCGGCACGGAUGGCGUGUGCAACCACGGUUCGGACCCACUUCCACCCAAAGACACGGCCGGUAAUUACUCCUCUAACGAAUCUACCCUCUCUUUGCAGCAAGACACAGUCUCCGCCGGCGACAGUUCGCGGGCAUUUGCCGACGCCGUCAGCUUCACGAAUCCCCAACUGGAGCAAAACAACGACCUAGAGCUGAGACAGGUUGCCGACCUAGCCACCGCAGCUGACAGCAGCCCUUAUCUCACUCCACCGGCAGCUGGAGCGCCCUCGGAGUCUUACGGGCCCCCAUCGGGUUCGUCCGGCCCUCCAUCCCAAUCAUACCUGCCCCCGUCAGACUCUUACGGACCACCGUCUGGUGGACCGGACUCCCAUGAUCAUUCUUCCGGGCCUCAUGGUGGCCCAGGAAGCUCCGGUCCUAGUGGACCUCCCUCAGACUCCUAUGGCCCUCCUUCAGACUCCUACGGUCCUCCCUCUGAUGGACCGCCCUCUGGCUCUUACUUCGGCCCACCGCCUCCUCCAUCCUUUGGCUCUUCGUCCUUCGGCCCACCUCCGAAGUCAUCUCACGGCCCACCCAAGUUUUUUGGUCCCCCACCUAAGUCUUCUUACGGACCACCAAAAUCGUCGUAUGGACCACCCCCUAAGACAUCUUAUGGACCACCACCAAGGCCAGAAUAUGGACCACCAAAGCCAGAGUACGGGCCACCAAAGCCAGAGUACGGGCCACCAAAGCCAGAGUACGGACCACCAAAGCCAGAAUACGGACCACCAAAGCCAGAGUAUGGGCCGCCCAAGCCAGAAUAUGGGCCGCCCAAGCCAGAAUAUGGACCGCCAAAGCCUGAAUACGGACCUCCCAAACCUGAGUAUGGACCUCCCCCAAAGCCGGAGUAUGGGCCUCCUCCGAAACCAUUUUUUGGUUCACCACCUAAGCCACACUUUGGACCACCCAAACCAUCGUAUGGACCACCAAAACCUCAAUACGGCCCUCCGCCAAAACCAUCUUACGGCCCACCAAAGCCAGAGUAUGGACCGCCACCUAAGCCCUCAUACGGUCCACCUCCUAAACCAUCUUAUGGUCCACCUCCUAAGCCAUCUUAUGGUCCACCGCCUAAGCCAUCUUAUGGUCCACCACCAAAGCCAUCAUAUGGACCCCCUCCCAAGCCCUCAUAUGGGCCACCAAAACCUGAAUAUGGUCCACCACCAAAACCUGAAUAUGGUCCACCUCCAAGGCCAGAAUAUGGUCCUCCUCCCAAGCCAGAAUAUGGUCCGCCGAAGCCAGAAUAUGGACCCCCGCCAAAACCAGAAUACGGGCCUCCCCCGAAACCAGAGUAUGGACCACCGAAACCAUCCUUCAGUUCUCCUCCUAAGCCAUCCUACGGGCCUCCACCAAAACCGUCAUAUGGGCCACCAAAACCAGAAUAUGGGCCACCAAAACCAGAAUAUGGGCCACCAAAACCAGAAUAUGGGCCGCCAAAGCCAGAAUAUGGCCCUCCACCGAAACCAGAAUAUGGUCCGCCACCGAAACCAGAGUACGGCCCCCCAAAGCCAUCCUUUGUAGCUCCUCCAAAACCAUCGUACGGAGCACCCCACGGCAGCGGACCUCCAACACCACCACACAUUACCUACGAUGGCUGGCGACCAAUGCCCGGCUCAGCAAGGCCUCAAGCUCAAGAUGGAUAUCACGGUAUUGGCGGACCCAUAAACGUUCCAAGCAAUAGCUAUCUACCUCAACCGGCCUCUGAUCUUCCUUCUCCUCAUUCUGGGCCUGGCCAUGACUUGGCACCCCCUUCAGCUGGUCAACAUCCUAGUGAUAGCUACGGCGUGCCACCCUCGGGGCAACACCCCAGUGAUAGCUACGGCGCCCCACCUGCUGGUCAACAUCCCAGUGACAGCUAUGGAGCUCCACCCAUUGGUCAACAACCGAGUGACAGCUAUGGCGUUCCUCCGUCAGGCGGCUCUGGAUCUAACUGUUGCGGCGCACCUCCCAACAAUUACGCCCCCCAGGGCGAUCAUGGUCCUCCGGAACAACAUCCUGGCGGCAUCUCAUACGGCGUGCCCUCUGGUAAACAAGUCGAGGGCCCCCACCACCUUCAGCCCAAGGUCCCGGUGAAGUUCCGCGAACCUGUGCCAUCAGGUCUCAUCGAGGCACAAGCUGGAAAGCAGACCUUCCACGGUCAGUCCUACAUCCCACCCGCCGUCCCCGAGCUCCCAACUGGCGGUCCCUCAGGUCAAUACGGUGCUCCCUCAGGCGGUCAGCACGGUGGUCACCAAGAGCAACAUCCCAUCCCUCAAGACGUCUUGCAGGGCUUAACGCAACACGGAAGCCAGAUAGACAUCCAACCUUCGAUCCAAGUCGGGCUCGACUCUUCGGAUAACUACCCAGCGGCACCGGGUGGCUCCUACGGUCCCCCCGGGGGAGACCCUCACGGGUCCCAAUACGCAGCAUCUCAAGACGCGCUAUCUUUCGCGGCGCCGGGUCACUUCGGGAGCGGUAACAACUACGUGCCCCGAAACACGGAUAACGUCCUCCAGUCCGGGGACUACGACCAGACCAACGCAGCAGACGCAGGUCAGAGCCCACAACCGAUACAGUAUUCCACGAUAAAGCUCGACCAGAUGAGCAACGGCGUGGACGGGAACGUCGGGUUCUUCCAGCAGAACCCUUUCGCCUACAACGCAGGCAACCAGAUGUACCAGGUGCAAGGCCUGGGUGCUGCAGCGCAGGACCAGGUGCUGUCGAGCAGUCUGCUCCAAGACAUUCUCAACGCGAUCGAGCACCAACAGCUGGCGCCGAGCGAGGCGGCCGCCGCAGGAUCCGAAGCCAAGCACAAGUGGGUGGACCUCACCAACUACCAGAGCUCCGCGGCGACAGAGUCAACGCCUAGUUUAAGUACCACUGUCACUGCACGAUAAUAAGACUGACCAAAUUGUCUGCUCUUGAGCCGAGGACUUGUCAUACUGUCUGCCUAAUCUUCCGGGGGCAACGAGUUUGAACGCCAUGAGAGGCGCUCUGUGCUACCGUCCUUUCCCACGGCGAGAGUCCUCCGGUGGCGAUUCCCCAAGUUGGCAACAUUAUUUUUCCUCCAUUUAUACCCAUCAUAUAUAUCGAUUUACGUGAAGCACGCUGCUUUACCAAUAAUCGAUUUUUUACAUACAUCUGAAUGGAGGAAAAACAGUUUGCCAACUUUUAAGGAUCGCCACUGAACUACAGCUCACAAUUUUCAGCAUGGAAAAUAUGCAACUAUUUAACAAAUGAUUCAUGCCUGCUACUGCGUUCCUCUGUACCUUGCUGUUCCAGUUGAAGGACAUUGGAAUGCAAAUGAAGAUGAAGUAUAUCCUUUUGCCCUAUCAAUUGUAUGGGUGACGCAAUAAACAACGCUGUGCUGUGUGUGGUACAUACGGACUAAAUGUUACAAAAAGGAAUCGGGUCACAUUUUUGAAAACAGGAAGUUACAUGUACAUAUAGUUUGGAACCUACCCAACCGUAUAUUUUCUCCUGUGAAAAAUUCUAAUUCGAGAAAAUUUUUUUCGCAUAUGAGAAUAGGAACUCCAUUUCUAACAUUGGGUUUCCUGGAGGAAUAAAACUUCAAGCUUCUUUUUCUCAGUUCGAGCUUCAUAUAUAGUUGCCAGAUAGUACUGAAAAGUCAGUGCUUUCCCCCAUUUACACCCAUGGAAAAUAUCCACACCUAAUUGCACAAUCUGGCAACUUUGACUCCAUAUAGCUUGGUUCAUUUCUGCGCCUAAAAUAUACAGCGGAACAUCGUACCAUGCACCAACUUUGGAACAACUGGAUUAAUUAACUUUGGCCUGGGAAUAAUUCUCAAUGGUAUUAAUACGAUUCGGUCGGAAAUUCAAAAGUCUGUGGAGUGUUUUUCCGAAGCAGGGAAUACAUAAUUCCAAUUAUUUGAUGGAUCAAUCAUAGUUUCUCCUAAGGUCAGACAGUAUUACAUGUUUUGGUGUCGAACUAAAGCAAGGCAACUUGUAGAAUUAAGUUUGUUGUUAUUUAUAAGUUGAAUAGAUUUAGGAACUUAUAGCCUAAGUUGUAACAUAAAUUUGGCGAGUUACCUUACCUUAUAAGAAUUGAAAGUGUAAAGUCACACUUGCCAUUUAUAACUAGCGAAUGUCAUCGCAAAUAUCAGACUCACCGUCUUGUUACAUGUUCUGCUCUAUUAGAGUCAUAGCUCAAAGGGGAGAAAUAUGCAGAUUUUUAAGGUAAAAUCGCCGCAAGCAUUCCGCUCAAUGAGCACGUGAUUUCCGGUGGGAAAAAGUACUUCAUAUGUAAAUAUUUGUUAUUUUAUUUAUUGGGAACGUGCUACCAACGCUCUUCCGGCAUACUAAACUUGGGUUCCGUUUAGAUAGGCGAAAGUCGCGUUUGGAUGGAGUUCUGUUACUUAAAUAAGCAGUAAUAGUUUUUGCCCUAACUUUUUUUCCCCAUGUGUGACCCGUUAACAGCCACAUUUUUCAAAAGCAACCAUUUACGGGUAAAGGGACCUCAAGGCAUGGAGGCGAACUUUCAAGGGAGUUUCUUGUGUGAAGUUGGAUCGAGGAAGGAAAUAACUCUUCCUUGCUCGCAACUCAAAUUCACGUUGUGCCGCAAAAUUUAGGUCAGUAACCUAUUUUAUUGGGGUACGGCACUACCACAAUUAAUUAGAAUUGUCUGUAUCAUCCAAUAACCCUGUGUCCUUUUUUUUGUCAAUGCCAAAGUAUGAGUCUCCAGCAUUCUUUUCAUAUUUUGUCAAUUAAGGCGCAUCAAGUCACCUUUUAACUCCGCACAAUUCGAGCCCCAUAUAUUGAUAAUUGAAAGUUUAAGUAUAGUCUUGUUUCAAACUUGUGUUAUUCCAACUAAAAACUUCAGACCGCCGUAAUUUCAUUUGUUUUGAUUUGUUCGUGCGUGCUUCGUACCAGAAUUUUUGUAAAACUUUCGAUGCGCACCGAACCGUCUAUAAUUUUGAGUUUUUAAGGACUGAGGCCCUUCUACUUGCAGAUGGUUACUUAAGCAGAUUCCAUCCGCGUUAUGAAUCCGUCCUUACGCGACACACGUAAAAAUAAUAAACGUCCAGCCCAUCUACAAACUAGGGGCCUCAAAGAGGCUCAUCGAUGGAACUGUUGACUGUUGCCUUUUAAAGAUCGUCGGGCCGACGAUCUUUGAGGGUAACCGAUGUGUUCGGGAUACAUCACAGAUCAGAUCUUGAAAUUUUCAAGGCAUUCCGUGCAGAAAUGGCUGAGAAAUAGAAGAAUUAGUGCCAGUUUGAGAGCCCCAGUUUGUACGUGGGCUAGACGCUAUAGAAUUCAGCCUAUUAUAGCCUAAAAAUAGCCUAUAUAAUUUGCCGAGUACCUACUUUCUUAUUGUUCCAAUUUUAAAAGACAUGACUGGAAGAAUUUUAAUAUAUUUCUUGUCCAAUUCUAGGAAGCUCCUGCUUAAGAUUAUCGAGAAAGGCAAGCACCUAAACUUUUUUAUUACUCUUCAGAUUUUAAUGAUCCAUUUCACUAUUAGUAUCUAGUCACAGCAUACUAAAAAUCAGAUUUGGCACUGCAACCUUUUAUUUUAUUAUUCUCAUAUUUUUGCAACAUGUAGUAAUUCAGAUAAAUUAUUUUGCCUAAUAGUAUAAGGAAGUAGUCUUUUUAUAAUUGUUGUUUUUUUAAGAGAGGGGGGAGGGGGGUAUUGUCGAUAAAUAGCUUUAGAAUAUUUCUCCUGAUCAGUAUGGGCGGUAUCUAAUUUGCGAUUCGGAUUUACGCAUCUGUCUUGGGUUUUUUUUUUCCUCACUAGAAAGCCUCAUUAGCCAUUUAAGGAAAGAUUAAUUGCUUUGCGAAAGUAUUCUACAUGAUCCAAUGCAACAGUAGAGUGGAGGACCUUACGCUACCUUCUCAUCUGAGACGAAAUACACAGCAUUUUUUAGAUGUCGGCAGUUUUAAGAAUUCCAUUCGCUGACGGCGAGUUCGUUGGUUUGGUGCGUGAGAACACUUACACCCAUGUCUUUAGAGAGAACGAGGUGUCGAAAGUGUACCGACUGUGAAGGGAAGGGGGAGGGGGAUUUCAAAAUGUGAUAUCAGCGGAGAGAUCACCUUAAAAUCAGGGAAAAAUUCCUACGAAAUAGUUUCGGUCGCGAACUGCGUUCUUUCAUGAAAUAAAUGUUAUGCCUGUAUAAGACCGACGUCUAUUUUGCCUGUUUCAAACUAUUCAACGGGUUAAAACUUUGUUUGAUAUGUUAAUGGAAAUCUCUUGAUAUGCGGGCACGGUUUUAGCGAUAGGCAAAGUCGCUUAUAACCUGAAAUUAUUAGUAUUAUCUCUAAAAAAAAAAUAUUUUAUUCAUGUUUCGAGUUUUCACGUGCUUCUACACUACCGCUAAAGAAAAGUUUUAGUUGAAAAAGUUUAAACACUUCAUUUUUUCAAUUCUUCAAAAAAAUUCGGAUUUCGAAAGAAAAAAAAUGUAACAGGACUUUAUGAGACCAGCAAACCUAAUGGUCGUAAAAAGAGAAAAACAUUGAGUUCCACCGCUGCGUCGUGAUUAUUUUUCGCUCAAAUUAUUAAAAAACUCUUCCUUGCCUACCUCUUCCUUUAGAGGCAUUCGCAGUAGCACAAAAUCUAUGUUCCGAGCUUUUCCGUGAAGCCUAUAAAACAUUUCCAACGAACGGUGAAUUUUUUGUCUACGAGCUUGAAGUAAAGCAUGAGUAGAUGAUCUGCUGAGUGACAGACUGUCAGGUUUUUUGCUUUUGCAGGAAAGAAAGCUUGUAAAACAAAAAAAAAACGUGGAAUAAACCUUGUAAGAAAUUCACGGAGUGAAUCGUAAGGCGAUAAAAUCAGUAUCGACUCGUUCGGGUGCUUUCACUGACUAUAACAUGUUUUUUUCUCGACUUUUACAGGAGGCGGCACCCAUAAAACAAUUUAGAGACCUGGAAGUGAGUGUAAAAAAAUGAAGAUAGUAGUUUUAUUUGAAUCCGCUGAAAUAAUAAGAUUGACGAGACUAGAUCCUUAAAGAAUUUAUUACACAUAAAAAAGCCGUCGAACUCGUUAACUCAUCGCAGAAUUUAUUACUUGUUUAUUCAUAAUCACAUAGACUGGUGACGUCGUCAGCUUUAAAGCAAUCAUCUUACCAUAUUACAUAUUUUGCAACUGUAAUCGAUAUUUAGCAAUCAUGAAUGCAAUCCCAAGAUGGAUGCGCCAAUCUAAGUAAAACCAACCGAACAGUGGCGUGGCGUGGAUUGCGAUGUAUCGAUUGUUAUGCCAUUUAAACCUAUGAUAAAGAAUCGAUUAUUAUGGUGCUCUCUGCAAACACCCUGUUUAUCGAUCCUUUUCCAUAGGUUUAAAUGGCAUAACAAUCGAUACAUCGCAAUUCACGCCAGGCCACUGCUACCGAACCCCGUCAAAAGUAUAGGCUUCUCCACUUUCAUAUUUUGUCAUUUCCAAUAUUUGACUUGGCUAUACUUGAGGUUACAAGUUGAAGAUAAAAAGCGUUAAUCUUCUUAUUCUGUUCCGGAAUUUUUUCGAGGAUUCAAUUUUCUCAAAUCAAGUUACGAUUACUUCGAUUAAAAGUGUGUUGUGUGAAGUGUUCCAGUAUAACGUUAAAUAAAACUUUGUUACGAAUCUGAA
Molecule: messenger RNA, 7978 nt
Organism: Bemisia tabaci
Lineage: Eukaryota; Metazoa; Arthropoda; Insecta; Hemiptera; Aleyrodidae
Source: RefSeq, a predicted model, not a curated record